AUGUUUCUGUCUCUUCCUACGUUGACUGUCCUUAUUCCACUGGUCUCGCUAGCAGGGCUGUUAUACUCGGCCUCUGUGGAAGACAACUUCCCACAGGGCUGCACUAGCACAGCCAGCCUGUGCUUCUACAGUCUGCUCUUGCCGAUCACCAUACCCGUUUAUGUGUUCUUCCACCUAUGGACUUGGAUGGGUAUUAAACUCUUCAGGCAUAAUUAAUACAACCAGAGCCAAGAUGGUGUAUCCUCGUGAUAUGCUUGAGUGUCUGCCUCUGAAAGCCCAGCUACAUGGAAAUACUGAACACCCACUGAAUUUGCACGAAAGAUGCUUUGCCUGGCUUCUGUCAGAGGUUUAGGACUGGGGAGGCUUAAGCUGCAGAGGCUUCUUUAUUGUACUUUGGUUCUGCCCUUGUUCUUUGAAGGUUCUUAUUUAUACCUGGAGUAUCAGGAGAAACAUUUCAGCAAAGUGUCUCGUUGGAAAUUAAUAGCCCCAGCCGUCAUCUGAUGACUUUAUUUCUUAUCCCAUUCAUAAUUAGAAGUUACUAAUUUGAAAUCUUAUACGUUUAUUUUACAUUCAGAGUCUGGUAAAGUCACAUGUUAAGGAUGACUGAAAUAAUUCCAGAGGCGCUCUGUUGGGGCAGCUGUAGAGAAAUGCAUUUGAACUAAUGUGGUAUAAAACUGUCAUAAAAUGGAAACCAUGUAUUUGCCAAAA
This is a messenger RNA of Lagenorhynchus albirostris (white-beaked dolphin), 708 nucleotides long. It is a transcript of the gene PIGY, whose product is annotated as phosphatidylinositol glycan anchor biosynthesis class Y. Bases 1 to 216 code for a protein of 71 amino acids. The record is from RefSeq and is a predicted model, not a curated record. The transcript has a single exon. Lineage: Eukaryota; Metazoa; Chordata; Mammalia; Artiodactyla; Delphinidae.